UAAAUACUGCAGCUCAAAGUAAAUGACAGCUUUUUGUUGCUGAUCCAUUUCAUCAAGCUUAAUCCUCUCAAGUCUAUUUUUAUUUGCAUGACGAAUUGCUGAAACGCAGUUGCAUGGGUUUCCUGAAAACUUCACCAGCCCCCUCAGGGAAUUCUCUGCUGUGUGACUAGCUCGCAGCAGCAGUAAGUAGCGCGGUGAUUCACUUAGUAAGCAGGGCGGCGGAGAGAAGCAGCGUGUCAGUAUGGCCGUGUGAUAUAUUAUAAUACUCACUUACAGAACACCGCGCUACCUGUCUGCGGCAUUGUUAUAUUACGUUCGGAGGAUUGUAGCUGAAUAACUGUUUCCUUAAUUCUGGAACACAAUGGCGUCAGUAGUGUGCCGAGUCCAGUUUCUCGACGAUAUGGACCCUUUCGUUUGCACAAAUUUUCCUGAACCCAGGAGACCGCCACCUUACACUCUGUAUGAAGACAUUUCUCUAAUUGAGCAGGUGGCCGGUGUGCAUAAGUUGCUGGAAUCUCCCUUAAAAUUGGAAGACUGUGCUCUGCAGUUAUCUCCGAGUGGAAACUAUUUGGAUUUGGAUUUGACACUUUCGGAACAGAAGGAUGACCUGGAACAGUUCUAUGAAGAUAUUGGCAAGGGGAAGAAGCCCGUGCUGAUCCUGCGGACCCAGCUGUCUGUUCGAGUCCAUGCCAUACUAGAAAAGCUGUACAACUCGCAUGGGCCCGAGCUGAGACGAUCCCUCUUCUCUCUGAAGCAGUUAUUUCAGGAUGAUAAAGACCUGGUUCCGGAGUUUGUGAUUUCGGAGGGGCUCACGUGUCUCAUUAAAGUCGGAGCCGAGGCGGAUCAGAACUACCAGAAUUACAUCCUGAGAGCUCUCAGUCAGAUCAUGCUCUUCGUGGAUGGAAUGAAUGGCGUUAUCAACCACAGUGAGACAGUCCAGUGGCUUUACACGCUCACUGGCAGCAUGCACCGGCUGGUUGUGAAGACUGCUCUGAAGCUGCUCAUUGUGUUUGUGGAGUACACUGAGUCCAAUGCUCAGCUUCUCAUUCAGGCUGUCAACACGGUCGACGGGAAGAGAGACACCAAGCCGUGGUCCUGUCUAAUUGAAAUACUGGAAGAGAAGAAUGGAGCCGAUGUGGAGCUGCUUGUAUUCACAAUGACACUAAUAAACAAGACACUGGCAGCUCUCCCAGACCAGGACUCGUUCUAUGAUCUUACUGACUGUCUGGAAACACAAGGCAUGGAGACCAUCAUCCACAGACACAUGAACAACAAAGGAACCGAUUCAGACCUGAAGCACCAGUUCACUUUAUAUGAGAAUGCCUUGAGGUUUGAGGACGGCGAGCUGGACAGGGCCCUGCCCAACGUGCGGAGGGACCGAAGGAAGUUGGCGCCGAGCGUUGAAGAAGGACGGAAGAGCAGGCGAACUUCUGGACAGAACAUGACGGAGGCGACGUUCGCCUCCACAACCCCGUCCUCCUGUGCCUCCCCCAGCCCCACCCUGGAGAGCAGCCUGCCCAGUCUGAACCGCUCCCACAGGACCCCCCUGCCCAGCAACAGGGCUUCCAGCUCCCAGGACAUGGGAUCCCAGAGCUUAUCUCCCGCUGUCCCUCCAGACUCCAGGUCUCCCACCGCAGCCAGCAACGGCAUUCAUUUCGCUGCCACAGAGUUCCAGCAGAGCGAGGGGACCCCCAGCACGGGGCGCUCAUUCGUCAGUCAUUAUGUGCCACCUCUGGGCAUUGGGAGAAGGUCUAGACUUUCUAGCGGUCAGUCGGUGUCCGGGGAAGCUUCUCCCACCUCUGCCAGCCCUGCUUUCCAGGACGCCUCUCCCAACAGGAGCCAGUCGGAUCUGCACUGCACUCAGCCGGCGCCGGAGAAGGAGGGCACAACUUCUGAAAGAGGCAUUUUCAAGACAGAGGAGGUUUGUUCUGUAAAUACAGAUAAACCUGUCCUAAGAAAGUUUGAAAAUCGCUUUUUGCAAAGCCUCACUGCCACCCAAAGGGAGAAGGACAGGAAAAGGCUGUCGCUCAGUAAAGGGAGGCUGGAUACUUCUCAAGAAGUGUCGUCAUCCCCAGACAUUGUGGUCACCCCCCCGAAGGGCCGCGACUCGCCAAGUGGUUUUAAUGAAGGCGGGGAGCGUCUGAGUGCGAAGGAGCGGCAGAGGGAGGCGGCGAGCGAGAAGGAGCCGUGCUCAGCCUCCUCCUCCUCCUCCUCGGCCAGCAGCACCCUGGAGCGAGAGGACAAGGCAGGCGCCAGACAGCCGGCACAUAAUGACCCAGGUCAAAGCCUCCUUCGGCAGAGCAGUCUGGAUCAGCACAGCACCCUUUCCAGUGACAGGAAGUUCAUGCUCGACAUGCUGUACUCCAGGAACAAAACCGGGGCCCUGAAGACACCCCAGAAGGCUGAGAAGGUCAGGCAGGAGGAGGGCGAGGCGGUGGUGGAGGAGGAGGAGGAGGAGAAGGAACCAGGAGAGGGUCGGAAGCCUUCCAGCAAGGCCCGCAACCAGCAGAGCAAGGAGAGCCAGCAGAGACCGGAGAUGGAGAGCAUGGCGGGGAGCGUGAGGGCGGCCAAGGAGAGGCUGAAUGAGGAGCAGCAGCAGCCCCGAACCCUUCGAGCGCAGUACAGCAUCGACGCCGAAAUCAACUCCAAGAACCUGGAGAAGACCCUCAUGAACCCCUUGUCGAGGGACAGCGAGUGCAUGUGGGACCAGCUGGAGACACGCUCCAGGAAGCUGAAGAUCAAGGACCUGGACUUCUCAGACCUGCUUGAGGAUGAGGACAUUGACGUCUUGGACAUUGGCGCUUACAGCUCGGGGGUUACAAACAGGGUCCCCCCUCCUCCCCCCACUCUUCUGGGCAGCACUGGCAUCCUGCCACCCCCACCACCUCCUCCCCCUCCCCCUGGCCCACCGGGCAUGUAUCUUCCGCCCCCACCCCUACCCCCUCCCGGCAGCAGUGACCUCUCCUGCCCCCCUCCCCCACCUCCACCCCCAGGCCUGUGCAUGUCCCCCCCCUUAAAGACUGAGGACAGCACCUUCGCCAAGAAGAGGAAGACCGUGAAGCUCUUCUGGAAGGAGCUGAAGCAGUCGGAAAUCCCCAGGAAGUGUACGUUCGGAAGGGGCACAGUGUGGGCCUCCCUGGACAAGGUGACUGUGGACACUGCCAAGCUGGAGCACCUGUUUGAGUCUAAAGCCAAGGAACUCCCUAGUGCUAAGAAAGGAGCUGAAAUUAAAAAGCAGACAAUAGUUGUACUGGAUCCCAAGAGAAGCAAUGCAAUUAACAUCGGGAUGACGGUGCUGCCCCCAGUUCACAUCAUUAAGACAGCCGUUCUCAACUUCGAUGAAUUUGCAGUUAACAAGGAAGGCAUUGAGAAAAUCCUGACCAUGGUCCCGACAGACGAGGAGAAGCAGAGGAUCCAGGAAGCUCAGCUGGCCAACCCUGACGUUCCUCUGGGCACCGCUGAGCAGUUCCUGCUGAUGCUGUCCUCCAUCAGCGGCCUGACCACCAGGCUGCAGCUCUGGGCUUUUAAACUGGACUAUGAGAGCAUGGAGAAGGAGAUUGCAGAACCGUUGUUUGAUCUGAAGCUGGGAAUGGAGCAGCUUGCAAAGAAUAAAACUUUCAAAAACAUUCUGGCAACGCUGCUUGCAAUUGGAAACUUCCUCAAUGGUUCCAAUGCCAAAGGCUUUGAGCUGAGCUACUUGGAGAAAGUGACCGAGGUUAAAGACACAGUGCACAGGCAAUCUCUGCUGUACCACACCGCUAACUUCGUAGUGGAGAACUUCACAGAAACAUCAGAUGUGUAUUCUGAGAUCGCAGCCAUCACACGCUCCGCUAAAGUGGAUUUCAGUCAGCUGUCGGAAAGUCUGGUUCAGCUGGAGAGGAAGUGCAAGACGUCCUGGGACAACCUGAAGGUGAUCGCCAAGCAUGAGAGCAAAGCCGCACUGAAGAACAAACUGACGGAGUUCCUGAAGGACUGCACCGAGCGGAUCAUCAUCCUGAAAGUGGUGCACCGCCGCAUCAUCAACAGGUUUCAUUCAUUCUUGCUGUACCUCGGGCAGCCCUCUCACUCGGUGCGGGACAUGAAGGUGACGCAGUUCUGCAGGAUCAUCAGCGAGUUUGCUCUGGAGUAUCGCACCACGCGGGAGAGGGCCCUGCAGCAGAGGCAGAAGAGGGCUGCAUACCGGGAGAGGAACAAGACCCGAGGCAAGAUGAUCACAGAGACGGAGAAGUUUUCCGGUGCUGCUGGCCCCCCGGCUCCCGUGUCGGGUCCCAGCUCCCAGCAGCAGCAGGGCCAGGCAGACGAGGAGCACGAGAACAUGAAGAACCUGCUGAUCCCGAGCAGGGAGCCCAGCGGCACGCGCCGGAGCAGAGGCUACUACAGUUUAGGUAGAACUAGUCCAUCCAAUUCGACAGUGUCAAAGGAGGACAGUUCGGGUUCACAGGACGAUGCUACUGAUGAAAUCAUGGAUCGUUUGGUUAAGUCUGUUACGCAAAACCCUAACCAGAGACCGUUGACCCCGAAAGAGAGGAAGAGGUCCCGGGCAAACAGGAAGUCGAUGCGGAGGACCCUGAAGAGCGGGCUGACCCCUGAGGUGGUUCAGGCUCUGGGGCUGACCAAUGCCAGCGAGGUGUAACUGUGAUGUGUUUAGAAGAAGGGGGGGUGGGGAGUUUGCAUGGAAUUAGGACGUGACUUUGCAUUGACGCGGAGGAGUUUAUGGAGCAGAGUCAUUAAUCACUAAAAAGAAAAGGGACAUGGCUUCAAAGAGAGGUGUAGUAUGUUCUGAAAAGCUUCCAGAAGGCUUUGGAAUAUGAAAGGUGCAAGAAUAUGCUUAAUGGAAGACGUUUGGCCCAACCUUGACGUCAUUGUAAUUUCCUAAGGUGCUAAGCAGUUGGGUUGUGAACAAAAGAGGGGUCAGAAAAGCCUCAAAAUGCAGGCUAUUGCAUUGAAGUGUUUGUGGGUGAUAGUAAUCCCAUUCCUGUCAUGCGCUUGCACAAGUCUCAGAUGUGCAGUUUAGAAAGAAACACAUGGUACAGCAAACAUGUAUCUUCAUUUUAAAACUUGAGGUCUAUUACACUGUUUCAACUCCUGACUGACAUGUUUUGCAGCCAGAAAUGUGAGGUGAAAAUACCUCAGAAAUCAAACAGCAUCAGUUUUCCUUAAAAGGCAUCCAAACUGAGAACGUCCCUGCACCUAGUGCAGAUAGCACGUUCAGAUGAAUACCUUUGCUAUGUGGUAUUCACAUUUGAGACCUACACAGCAAAUGGAAGUUCAGGAUGGGUAAGAACACUAACUACAUGUCAGGGACGGAAAUAAGACUCCUGUUGCAUGGCAGUUUGACCCAUUCCUGAUUUUACUAUGAGCUUGCUAACUAUACACUGUGGCUAAUCAAGCUCAAAGCAAAACCUGGAAUGCGUGAAACAGCGAUGCAGAAGGAGUCUUAUUUCCAUGCCCGCAGGUAUUGUGUUAUCUACAACCACUUCAAGCUACCAACAUUAGACAGUGAUGCAGUAUUGUCAUGAUGAUAACCCAAACCAAUUACCCAGCUUGUGUUAAAGCCGCUGUCUCUCUUACAUUUGCACAUUUCGUUUUUUAUAAAAUAAAAACACAGUCCAUUUUAUAUGGAUAUACAUGUAAUCUGUAAUAUGCCUUGAUAGCUGGGUGCAGCCCCCAAACUAUAGCAUACUCCAUACUGCUGAUUUGUAAAUAGAUAUACUGUAGUUCUCAGGAACCUGGUGUAAAGACUGUGCUUUAUAAUAACCAGUUUCAUAACAGCUGUGAUUGUGCAGUCUUGCACACACAUGAAAUGAAUGCAUUCUUCCUGGAUAGCAGAGAGAUAGUGUUGCUUCUGAAAGGAGCUUGCAUGGAUACAGUGAACAGCACACAGUACAGUGGUGUUUCAGUUACAGGGCUCUUCUGAUGGCAUGGACUGUGUUAGUGUAUGGGUGGUACACAUAUCAUGAAGCAAUAUGUUCAUCCAUAAUGUGGAUACAAGCAUUUGCACUGGGAGUCUAAUACUAUUAGUCGUUGCAGUAUUAACUCAUAUGUACCUGCAUUGACAGCAUCAUGCAUUGUGUUGUCUCCCGCUGCACUCUUUAGUAUAAACUUAAACACAUGUGUUCUGAAAUCGAUCAAGGAUUGCAAAUGGAUUGAUUGUGUGUGUUUACACUACGGAUCUAUGACUUUGUUUUCAUGUUUGUUAAAUAAACAGAACUCCGUAGGUAGUGCAUAGUUUUAUGAGCACAUUUGGUUUAAAGAUUCUGAUUAUUAUAUUUUUUAUUUUUUGACAAUGUGCUUUUUGAAUGUUUUUUUUAUAUAUAUAUAAUGUAUGUUAACCAAGCAUUUAUAAAUAUGUAAAAGCCUGAUAUAUGUUGUUUUUUUGUGAUUAAAGUCUGGAGUGUACAUUUCAA
This is a messenger RNA of Acipenser ruthenus (sterlet), 6407 nucleotides long. Its product is annotated as FH1/FH2 domain-containing protein 1-like. The transcript has 25 exons. Bases 362 to 4633 code for a protein of 1423 amino acids. Gene Ontology annotation, biological process: actin filament network formation; cortical actin cytoskeleton organization. Gene Ontology annotation, molecular function: actin filament binding. Lineage: Eukaryota; Metazoa; Chordata; Actinopteri; Acipenseriformes; Acipenseridae. The record is from RefSeq and is a predicted model, not a curated record. Gene Ontology annotation, cellular component: cytoskeleton; cytoplasm.